AUGGCUUGGCCGGGCUGCCUGCUGCGGAUCCGGCUCUUGGCUGCGGCGCUCGUCGCGUGGGGUGGCCGAGGGCUGCAAAGCCUCUCCUACCGGUCGUCGCCGGCCGUGCGCCGCUUCCUCCGGGCGCCCAUGGCCCUGGCUGGCCCCUUGCUGUUCCGCAUCGGGUAUAGUCUGUAUGCCCGCACCCGGCUGGGCUACCUGUUCUACAGGAGACAGAUGAAGAAAGCACGGGAGCGUUAUCCUCAAGGCCACUCUAUCGCCCAGCCUCUGGUGUUCAGUGGUGAGUACCAGUACUCUUCAUUGAAUUUAUGGGGCGUGUGUUCGGUCAUUGAGGAAGAGGGGGUGACUCUGGAGGCCAUUCUGUGCACGCACAAGCACUGGGAUCACAGUGGGGGGAAUGCAUCACUCCGGCGGAGGCACACUUCCUGUCGGGUCUAUGGCAGCAGCUGCGAUGACAUCCCUGAACUGACAGAUCCCCUCUCAGACAAGGAGACGAUCAUGAUAGGACGGUUGCACUUCAAGGCCCUCUUCACUCCCGGGCACACAGUGGGGCAUAUGGUCUACGUGCUGGAUGGGAAACCUUUUGAAGGGCCUUCUUCUCUCUUUUCGGGAGACCUCCUCUUCCUCUCUGGCUGCGGCCGUAUAUUCGAAGGGACUGCAGAAACAAUGCUGGCAUCACUAGACACAGCAGCUGACCUUGCAGAAGAUACACUUCUGUGGCCAGGACACGAGUAUGCCUUAGAGUGUCUAAUGUUUGCCAGUCUUCUGGAGGCCGAGAACCCUUUGCUGGGGCAGAAGCUGCAGUGGGUGAACCAACAACGGGCUGAGAGGAAAAGCACGUGUCCUUCCACCAUUAGCGAGGAGAAGCAAUACAAUCCCUUCCUGCGCACUCACUGUCGGGAGGUGCAGGAAGCUGUGGGCCUCCAGUGCCAAAGGGAUGAGAACUGGGACAUCUUCCGGGCCCGGGUGCUGAAGGAAGUGCGACGGCGAAAGGACGUCUUCAAAGCAAACUAGCGGGGCGCUUGUGGCAGCAGUCUGGAGUGAAGCCUCUGUCAGAAGAAUCGGGUCACAAAACGGGUUCUGCGCUACUGAGGGAAGGAUCGACUUGGACGUCGAUCUCUCCCACAAUGUGAAGUAAAUGGAAUGGAAACACCGACGUUCAGGCUGUUUCCCCAAGUUUUGGUUUG
Messenger RNA from Gekko japonicus, 1187 nucleotides. Its product is annotated as probable hydrolase PNKD. NCBI's taxonomy places the organism in Eukaryota, Metazoa, Chordata, Lepidosauria, Squamata, Gekkonidae. The record is from RefSeq and is a predicted model, not a curated record. Gene Ontology annotation, molecular function: hydroxyacylglutathione hydrolase activity. The transcript is spliced from 8 exons. Gene Ontology annotation, cellular component: mitochondrion. Bases 1 to 1014 code for a protein of 337 amino acids.